GCCGCAGCUUUAGUAGUAAAAUCAUGUAAAGAUGGCGGAGCUGCAAAUGUUGCUGGAGGAUGAAAUUCCUGCCGGACGGAGAUCUUUACUGGACAGUUUCACCAACCUGGAGAGAGUGGCCGAGUACUGCGAGAGCAACUAUGUCCAGUCAGCAGACAAGCAGCAAGCGCUGGAGGAGACCAAGAGCUACACCACCCAGUCUCUGGCCAGCGUGGCCUACCUCAUCAACACGCUGGCCAACAACGUGCUGCAGAUGCUCGACAUCCAGGCCUCGCAACUCCGCCGCAUGGAGAGCUCCGUCAACCACAUCUCACAGACUGUCGAUAUCCACAAAGAGAAGGUGGCGAGGCGAGAGAUCGGUAUCUUGACCACCAACAAGAACACGACUCGCUCCCAUAAGAUCGUUGCUCCGCCCAAUCCAGAGAGGCCUGUACGCUACAUCAGGAAACCCAUCGACUACAGCGUGCUGGACGACAUUGGACAUGGAGUCAAGUGGUUGUUGAGGUUCAAGGUGAACGGUCAGCAGAACACAAAACUAGGAGGAUCUCUGUCCAGGUCUAACCCCCCCACACAGAAACCGCCAAGCCCCCCGAGGGCGGGCAAGGGCAUCUUAGGGAAGAACUCCCCCUACAGGACACUGGAGCCAGUGCGCCCCCCAGUGGUGCCCAACGAUUACGUCUCCAGUCCCACCAAAAACAACAUGCAGCAGCUUCCCAGUCCGGCUCGCACGGCCACCCUCAACCAUCGACCCCGAACUUACAGUGGCAGCAGUGGGGGCAGUCAUCCCAGCAGCAGCAGUCGCAGCAGCAGCAGGGAGAACAGCGGCAGCGGCUGCGUGGGCGUUCCCAUCGCCGUGCCGACGCCCUCACCGCCCUCCACCUUCCCAGUUUCCCCGACUGCUGGACCCGCUAGCUCCUCCUCCACUGCUCCUAACUCCUCCCCCUCCCCUUCACCAACUCCCUCCUCCUUCUCCUCGUCCUCCUCCACCACCACCUUAACGCAUCCAAAUGCUCCUCUGCCUCCGAACUCACCCUCUCAGCACGCCGACUCCUCACCUCCAACAAACUCACAACCACCUGCACCCACCAGCACCUCCCUGUCCUCUAACCCCGCCCCCGGCACGCCUGAGGUCCAAUCAGAUGCUUUGCCUGCAGAGCUGUCUCCUCUCCUUCCUCCUGCUCCUCCUUCUCCACUCUCCUCCUCCUCACCACCUGCUGAUGGUCCCAUCGUCCCUCAGUUCUUCAGUAUGAACCGCCCUCAGCCCCGGCAGCAGACUCCUCAGGUCGGGGGGUCUCUGCCGUACCGCCGUCCGUCCUCUGUGACCGGUGAGCCAAUCAUAGCUCAGAACCAGGUCAACGGGGGUCCCUACUUCAACCAAAGUCCAGCGUCUCCUCCGCCUCCCUCCAUCCUGCAGUUCACUCCUCAGCUUCCUCUGAUGGGAUUUGUUGCUCGAGUUCAAGAGUCCAUCUCAGACUCCUCUCCUCCUGCUCUCCCUCCUCACCCGGCCACAGCUGAGAGCCAACCAACACCAGAGGAGACUCCGCCCACUCCUCAGCCACUGGAGGACGGACACGAGGAGGAGGACUCGGCCGUGGUGGAGUACAGCGACCCGUAUGCUGAAGAAGACCCUCCAUGGGCCCCCAGAAACUACGAGGAGAAAGUGGUGGCCAUAUACGACUACUCAGCUGACAAAGAGGAUGAGCUGUCGUUCCAGGAAGGAGCGAUCAUCUACGUCAUCAAGAAGAACGAGGACGGCUGGUACGAAGGAGUGAUGAACGCCUACACCGGCCUCUUCCCCGGGAACUACGUCGAGUCCAUCAUGCACUACGCUGACUGAGACUGUGUGUGUGUGUGUGUGUGUGUGUGUGUGUGUGGACUGAGAGAUAGUCAUCACACCUUCAGUCCAGGUUCUCUGAUCUGAAAGGAAAAUUAUAAAAUGUUUAAAAUGAACACUAACAGAUCAGGAGCAGAUCAGAUCUUAUAAAUAGAAGUCACCGAUACUCUUGAUUACAUUCUGCUUUCUGAUCUACAUCUUCUCUUUUUACCCAUAAGGUCUUGCUUGUGCUGAGGUUUCUGAAACACUGCAGUUCUCUUGUUUCAGCACAGAAACACCUUGAUGUAGUUAUCUGGUGUAAAUAUGUUCUUCAUGGAAAACAUGCUCUUACAUUUUUAUUUCUUCUAUUGACAACGUAUCGACAUCACGGCUCCCAUCUGACAACGAUUUAUUUAUCUCUAUAAAUGGAUUUCUGCACGUCAGUGCGGCUGACGCGCUGCUCAAGGUCAAACAUUUGGACUCUGCGUGACGCUGUGUCGCAGAAGUCGUUCUAUGUUGAUGUUUCUUCACUGGGAUCGUCAAACAGAGAGCAAAGACGGAACAGCAUUCUCUGAAGUAGAAACAAACUGAUCCCAGAGUCAAAAAGACAGAAAGAAUACGAGCUGUGCUGAAGCCACUUUGUCACUAAACACUAAACUCAGAGUUUAAACCUCUCUGUGUUCGCUUUAACCGUCCGCUCUCUGUUGAGCUUAAAGGAUUUAUUCGGCUGCUCCAUAUUUAAAUGCACAUAACGUCCUAUGCUGCCAUGGAGCAAAUCUGUAGGACACACCCACUCAUAUGAUCACUUAAAUAUCCCUGAGACUGCAAACAGAGCUGGCCAAUUAGAGGAGAGUGGGCGUGUGGGGAGGGGGUUCUUAAAGAGACAGAAGCUGAAAUGAAGCAUUUCAGGCAGAGGCUGAAAAGAAGGAUUUUACUGAUCCAGUGUCAGAUAAAUAAGGAGGUUUUUGAGCUACACAUCUCUUAACACUUCUCAACAGGCGUCCCAGACUUAUUCAUGGUGAAAGUGAGUUAAAUAGAUCUGCUUAAAGAUUAAUUUGUCUUUUUUUGGUGGAUUAGUCAUACAGAUAACUAUAAAGAAAAUAAUUAAAAGCCGACUGGCUUGUUGACAUCUGAACCUAACCCUGAACCCUCAACAUCAUGACAUCUAUGAUUUCACCACGCAAGAUUUUUUUUACCCGACUCUCUCUUCGCUCCUUGUCUCUUUGACCUUUGCCUUAAAAAUAUUUCCCCCACCUCUUAUUUCCUCAAGAGCCUUACGUGUGUUAAACUCUCUGAAGUUAAAAGAAGAAGAAAGUGAAAGAAGCUUUGGCAAUAACACUAAAACCAGUGAAGGUUUGAGUCACAUCCUGAGUGAAGUAGAAGCCAUACAGCAAACUAUAAGAUGUUAUUUAACGUCACAGUUUGUUCUGUUGUAAAGUCUGUUUUGUGUUUUGGAGCUUAAAGCACAAAUGAUGAAGACGAGGACAGAGAGAGUGCACAGCGGGCCAGAAGAUUUAAUGUAACGUCUUUAAAGGACCAGUCAGAACGAUCCAGAAAGUCAAAGAGUUGCGGUAAAAUAACCUUUAUUAAAGGUUCUCUGUGGAGGUUUUGGCCAGUAGGGGUGCUAUAGAGUGAUGUUUUUUAUAAGCUGGAUCUCCUUUUGUUUGUUUUUGUGCACAAAAAGGAUCAAAUACCCCGUUACAGCAGCUGGUCUGACACGAGUACGCUGAUCCAUGAAGGUUAGCAGCUGAUGUCAGCGUUUAGAUGGUGAAAUGAUAACGUACAUAAAUGACUGUAAGUGAACAUAGCGUCUCCGAUUGAACUAAUCUGGUCGGAGUGAGCUCUUGGUCUGGUCACCGUGAAGUAUAGCUGAGUUUAAAUCCAUCUUAAAUAUGAGUCAUAAACUCAGUGAGGCCUCCCUCCGUCUGAUCAUUGAGCCUCUCCUCGUUGUGGUUUCCUCGUCAUGAAGUGGACCUGACCGAGCCACCUUCUGGACAGUUUGGACCUGUUGCCAGCUUUUCAAAGUUUACAGUGUGUCUGCCUGCAUGCCUGGAAAUAUAACUGAUGAUUUUAUUCGCCAUGUUUUUAUAUUUUACUUUUUGAUUGUAUUCUUUGUUUUUUUUUAUACGUUCACCAUCGUGAGCUUUUCAUGCUCUUUGAGAUUUGUGAUGUUUCAGUGCUGUUUGGUUGUAAUGAAGGUGGAUCAUUUUGUGCCAUAUGUGGGAGUGUUGUGGAGUGAACGCAGGUGUGUGUGUGUGUGUUGUAAGAGUGUGUACAGUGUGUGUGUGUGUGUGUGUGUGUGUAAACCAGUAUGAACCAAACUUCCCUUACUGACUCCUGUUGUGAUUAUGGACCUUUAAAGAGAGUUUCCUUAUCGUGCUCUUGAAAUACAAAAACCAGAAUGUGCCAAAUCAGUUCUCUUGCUGUGAGCAUGACGUUUGCUUCAAGGUCUCCUGAAGAUGACGGGAAUUCUGAUAUUAUAAACUGAAACUAUAGUUACAUAUUUAAAGUAGCAACAUGUAACCCUGACACCUAGUGUUUAAAAUGGGUACUGCAGUCCAGAUUCUAAUCUUUGUAGAGCGCUGUCUCCCCCCGCCC
This is a messenger RNA of Labrus bergylta (ballan wrasse), 4411 nucleotides long. The record is from RefSeq and is a predicted model, not a curated record. Lineage: Eukaryota; Metazoa; Chordata; Actinopteri; Labriformes; Labridae.